AUGGCCAUGGAAAUUUGGAACAUUAACUUGUACUAUGAAGAUGAGAAAAAAAAUCGUAAAGUUCUUGAAGCAUCAAUGGACAGGACCAAUAUCUCCUUUUAUGACUUGGUCAACUUGAUUGAAGGUGUUGGCUUCUCGGGGAUUGAUUACCUCUACUACAGGAAGAAAUACCCUCGCGGCAAGGGCCAUCUAGUACACAUCGAUAACGACACUCAUGUGCGGAAAAUGAUAACUGAGCACAAUAAGGAGAAGAGGGUACAGUUGUACGUGUAUAAGGAGAGGGCCAACAUUGAUGUUGCUCCAUCAGAACCUCAGGGUGAGGAUGAUGGACCCAUUACAAGCUUUGAGGAGGAGGAUGCCUUCCCUGAAGGAGCAACACAAACUAGGACGAGCAAGUCACAAACAAUGGUGCGUAAAUCAAAAAGAUUGAAUGUGGUUCAGAGCCGUGCUCAGUACGCCAAUGGAGACUUCGCCAAUAGUGAGCAAUCUCGGUCAUCACGUGAUGGUAAAGCUGUUGACAAACGUGGAGCACAUUCCCUGCCAGCUGUUUGGAACAUGCCAGAUGGAGCACGCAUAGUUGUAAAAUGUAAUAAUCUUGGCCAGCCUAUUGGGGACGAAGGUGGAGUCCUAGGGAAGUUUCUUGGCACAAUAGCUAGACUUGGGGGCUAUUGCCCACUUGACAAAAAGGAUUGGCGUAAUGUCAAGAAGGAUGGUGGGGCUGACACAAUACUUCAGUGUGUACAGACAAAGUUCUUGUAUCCUGCUAAAUGUGAUAAGUGGAUAUUAAAAACUAUCGGACGAGAUUGGAGAAAAUUCAAGGCUGGUCUUAAGAAAGAAUUUUUUAAUGCAAAGAAAAAAAGAAAAGCUCUGUAUAAGCUUUGUCCAGAAUAUGUGGACAGCGACCAAUGGCGUGAACUUGUCAACUAUUGGAAAUCCAAAGAAGGAAGGGCAGUUAGUGAGAAGAACAAAAUUAGCCGAGCAUCUGUGAAAACAUCUCAUACAGCUGGUACAAAGAGUUAUGCUCGUUGGGCUGAGGACCUUCGACAAGAAGAUCCUGAAAAGAAACAACCACAUAGAGCGAAGGUUUAUUUAGCGACUCAUAGAAAAAAAGAUGAAGAAAGAAAUAAACAUGUGGCUGACUUGGCUGACUUGGAAAAGCUAAUACAUAACGAACCAGAGCUAGCACAAAGUGACCAUGGAAAAGUUGCAUGGAAAGGUGAUGCAUUACAUACAAUUUUGGGGGAAGAAAAGCCUGGACAAGUGCAUGGCAUGGGUUUGCUUCCAGUGCCUAACCAAGUUUAUGGUCGGUUACCACGCUAUCUCAAGAACAUCAAUAUGACUACAACAAACGGGUCAUCACAUGCCGGAGAGAGUGAUGUUAUGGAGGAAAUAGCAAAGCUCAAGCGGCGUAUAGAAGAGCAGGGCCAACGCAUAGAAGAGCAAGACCAAAUUAUUGAAGGAUUUAGAAACCAGGAUGAAGUAUGUGGCCAAUUUCCGCCAAGGCAAUGA
Lolium rigidum is the source of this 1509-nucleotide messenger RNA. RefSeq lists its product as uncharacterized. The coding region runs from base 1 to 1509 and encodes 502 amino acids. The record is from RefSeq and is a predicted model, not a curated record. Lineage: Eukaryota; Viridiplantae; Streptophyta; Magnoliopsida; Poales; Poaceae. The transcript has 8 exons.